AAGAAAGAAAGAAAAAGAACAGAGCACAAUGGAAGGGUAUAUAUACAUAAAACACACACAACACUGAAGACAAGAACAGUAUCUGAAAUUGUUGUGAGCCUUAACAUGAAUGUGUGUAUGUCUGACAUGCACUCUGCUAUCUGCACCACCUCCAUUUCACCUCACCAUCAUCUUCGCCGGAGCACCGUUCGGAACCCUAGCCAAUUUCGCGCCAAAUCUUCCCUGCUAAUUCAGAAACAGGACACCCAAGUCGCAGAUCCCUUCUCAGAUUCCGUCUCUCGCCGCCUCAUUCUGCUUCGCCAUGCUCAGAGUUCAUGGGGAAACCCUUCUCUCCGCGACCAUGACAGGCCUCUGAGUAAGUCAGGGAAAGAGGAUGCUAUGAAAGUUUCUAGUAAGCUUCAACAAUUGGGUUGGAUUCCUGAGCUUAUCUUGUGUAGUGAUGCGACGCGGACUAAGGAGACACUCAAGAUAAUGCAGGAGGAAGUUCAGGAACUGUUAGAAGCUGAGGUUCAUUUUGUUUCUAGUUUCUAUUCAAUUGCAGCCAUGGAUGGUCAAACAGCAGAUCACCUUCAAAAGAUUAUUUGUAAAUAUUCAAGGGAUGACAUACUUACUAUCAUGUGCAUGGGACAUAAUAGGGGGUGGGAAGAGGCAGCCUCAAUGUUUUCUGGGGCCUCUGUGGAACUGAAGACAUGCAAUGCCGCACUGCUUGAGACUGCUGGGAAAUCUUGGGAUGAGGCAUUUGCUGCAGCAGGAUUUGGUGGGUGGAAGCUUCAGGGCAUAGUAAAACCACGUAGCUAGUUAGUUGAAAUUUUCCGUGCUGGGUGUACUUACAAAUAGAUGGUUAAAAGAGAAUGUUGGAAGCAUCAUUGCUUUGUUUAGUGAUUCAAAACGCCUCAGUUAGGUGGUUAAGGCUACCGAGCUGAUGAUUUUGGAAAGUAUACUACAGGGAAGACAGAAAAUGAUUCAAAAGGCCUUUUAGUUAGAUUUGUUUAAUUUGGCAGCUAUGAAUUGUUUCCAUGGAGAUUCAAGAUGAAGCAUUGCUGAGUUUAAUGUACAGGAUCUCAACCCUUCACUUCCAGCUUAGUGUAGAGCAUAGAUGUUCAUUGAAGUGAACUCAUGCUGCUGAGUGGUUGCUGAUUGGUACAGAUCUUCAGGUUUCCAAAGAAAAAAAAGAUACAUGCUUCUGUAAAUCAUGUGGAUAAGUAUUACAUGUUGCUUUUACUCCCCUUACCUUCCUCCUCCUUGGUCAUAAAGACUGAAAUUCUAUUUCAAAAUCCCACAA
Messenger RNA from Lotus japonicus, 1282 nucleotides. RefSeq lists its product as uncharacterized. The transcript is spliced from 5 exons. The record is from RefSeq and is a predicted model, not a curated record. The coding region runs from base 106 to 798 and encodes 230 amino acids. Lineage: Eukaryota; Viridiplantae; Streptophyta; Magnoliopsida; Fabales; Fabaceae.